AUGGCAUCAGUCAACCAGAUGGGCGAGGGCACGCUACCCAGCGUGGCAGAGUUAUUCUCGCUACAGGGCAAAACAGCAAUAUGCACUGGUGGUACGGGAGGUCUUGGCCUGUCAAUGGCCAUCGCGCUCGCAGAAGCAGGUGCGGAUAUUGUCUCGAUACAGAUUAAGGACGACGCAAGGGCAUCAAUGCUCGAGGAGGGAGUCAAGGCCUGUGGUAGAACCUUGAAGGUAUUUGAAGCAGAUGUUGCCGACUCACCAUCAUUAAGGGCCUGCUUCGCCAAGAUCUGGGAGAGCCGCAUCACACCUGAUAUCUUGUUGAACUGUGCGGGAAUCAAUAGACGGGCCAAGGUCGAGGAUUUCACGGACGAGAAUAUCGAUGCGGAAAAGGUGUUUUCAAUCAAUCUGAAAGCGUCAUUCGUAGCUGCGCAGGAGGUUGGCAAGAGACUCCUAGAGCUGAAGCGGCCCGGCAAGAUCAUCAACAUUGCAUCCAUCAUCUCUUUCAUCGGAAACAUCAACAUCGCUGCAUAUGCAUGCACAAAGGGAGGUGUUCUGCAAAUGACAAAAGCUAUGAGUAAUGAAUGGGCAUCCAAGGGCAUCAACGUCAAUUGUAUUUGCCCAGGAUAUAUCAAGACGGCCAUGACCAAGGUGUAUACUGAUGACCCAGCAUAUUCCGAAUACAUCAUCGGGCGGACACCUGCUGGUCGUUGGGGAUUACCCGAGGAUUUCCGUGGAGCAAUCAUCUUCCUUGCUAGUAGGGCAAGCGAUUUCGUUUGCGGGACAAGCAUUGUGGUAGAUGGAGGUCUGAUUGCGAAGUGA
Exophiala bonariae is the source of this 816-nucleotide messenger RNA. RefSeq lists its product as uncharacterized. The record is from RefSeq and is a predicted model, not a curated record. Gene Ontology annotation, molecular function: oxidoreductase activity, acting on the CH-OH group of donors, NAD or NADP as acceptor. NCBI's taxonomy places the organism in Eukaryota, Fungi, Ascomycota, Eurotiomycetes, Chaetothyriales, Herpotrichiellaceae. Bases 1 to 816 code for a protein of 271 amino acids. The transcript has 3 exons.